GCAUCGGGCCCCCAGGCGGGGCGACAGGCAUCGGGCCCCCAGGAGGGGCGACAGGCAUCGGGCCCCCAGGCGGGGCGACAGGCAUCGGGCCCCCAGGCGGGGCGACAGGCAUCGGGCCCCCAGGUGGUGCGACAGGUCUCGGGCCCUCAGGCGGGAGCGGCGGGCGCCGGACCCCCAGGUGGAGCGACAGGUCUCGGGCCCCUCAGGCGGAGCGGCGGGCGCCGGACCCCCAGGUGGAGCGACAGGUCUGGGCCCUCAGGCGGAGCGGCGGGCGCCGGACCCCCAGGUGGAGCGACAGGUCUCGGGCCCUCAGGCGGAGCGGCGGGUGCCGGACCCCCAGGUGGAGCGACAGGUCUCGGGCCCUCAGGCGGAGCGGCGGGCGCCGGACCCCCAGGUGGAGCGACAGGUCUCGGGCCCUCAGGCGGAGCGGCGGGCGCCGGACCCCCAGGUGGAGCGACAGGUCUCGGGCCCCCAGGCGGAGCGACAGGUCUCGGCCCC
Molecule: messenger RNA, 498 nt
Organism: Staurois parvus
Lineage: Eukaryota; Metazoa; Chordata; Amphibia; Anura; Ranidae
Source: the annotation of a GenBank genome assembly